UUUACUGCCUUAUCACGUUCUUAAUGUUAGACCUUUUAAACACAAUCUCAGCAAUGACGGAAUACAAAGCGCUUACAGUUAUUGUCUUUACAGUUGUCGUAUGUGAAAUAACAAGGACUCGAGCUGUACAACAAUCAUGUGUUGAUGAUCCACGUCUCACGUGUGAUAAGUCUGCUUGUAACACCAACUUAAAAAUGUUUUGCAAGGCUACUUGUAAACUAUGUUCUGACUGUCAAACGGGAUGGAUAAAGUUACAUAACUCGUGUUACUUAUUUAGCACAGAUAGAUUAAAUUGGGAUGAGGCAUCGAAAUACUGUCAAGCUCAUCAGGCUAAUCUUGUUAAAGUUGAUAAUGCAGAGGAACAAAAGUUUAUAAUGACACAUGCAAGUCCUUUGGGUAGAAAUUUUUGGAUGGGAGGUUCCGAUGAACAAGCUGAAGGAAGCUGGAUAUGGUCAGCAGACGGCAGUGGAUUAGUUUAUACUAAUUGGUACCCGAACGAGCCCAAUAAUUCUGACGAUAGUGGCGAGAAUUGUUUAGAGUUAUCUGCCCUUUAUCAUUGGCAUUGGAAUGAUGCUAAUUGUAAAAAGGUUUUAUUCCAAUUCAUUUGUGAAAAAGGUGCUGUAGGACUCAAACCUAUUAUUGGAUAAAGUUACCAAGAAGAGGGAGAAAGAAUUUAUGUUCAAGUUAUUCAGUUAGAUACAGUUUAGAUUGUCGUCUGAUAAUUUUUUUAAAUUAAAAUAACAAAAAUACCGAUCUUUGAAUUUAUAUUUAUGAGCUUCAAAAUUU
Messenger RNA from Mytilus trossulus (common blue mussel), 786 nucleotides. Its product is annotated as perlucin-like protein. The record is from RefSeq and is a predicted model, not a curated record. Bases 24 to 647 code for a protein of 207 amino acids. The transcript is spliced from 6 exons. Lineage: Eukaryota; Metazoa; Mollusca; Bivalvia; Mytilida; Mytilidae. Gene Ontology annotation, molecular function: signaling receptor activity.